CUUAGUCCCACGCCAUGCGAAGCAACUCGAUAGGAAGAGCUACGAUAUCUUAUCACGAACCCAUAUAACAGUCGAGUAAACACACUCAAAAAGUCCACAAGGCUCUUCUGUUAUUAACCACCAAGCCACUGCUAUUGACCACUCUCUGGGGGAAAAAAUGAACCUGAAAUCCCUGACCUUACUCCUUACUGCCGCUGCAGUCCCUCAGGUCGUAGUUGCGGGUCCGUGUCUCUAUGCCAUUUGUCAGGCAGGAUGCAUUGGCUUGGUUGUCACUUGCUAUGCCGGCGCCGGGUUCACGCUCGUAGUCGCACCCCCUUUAGCAGGUCCUGCGGUGAUAGCAUGCAAUGUGGCCUUUGGGGGUUGCACGUUGGCUUGUGCUGCGCUUAUGUUUGCACCCACUCCCUGAGUGAGUGCAAUCAUGAAUGUGGCAACCAGAAUCCAUAGGCCUUUUCUUGCGUAACGAGGACGGCGUCCUUGUUCUAGCGUGAUAGCACGAUGCAGAAUGUCAGGGAUUUGGACACUCUGAGUUUAAACACCGUUUGAUGACAAAGCCCAGCCCGCUCAUUGCUGAUCAACGUCUCCCGCCUGCCCGCCUGUUGUUGGAAUACUGCAUUCAUGCUCCGCCCCAAGUCUACUUUAUGACAAUGCCAUGCCUGAUACCCAUCUCUUUUAUCUGCC
This is a messenger RNA of Suillus fuscotomentosus, 678 nucleotides long. RefSeq lists its product as uncharacterized. The transcript is spliced from 2 exons. NCBI's taxonomy places the organism in Eukaryota, Fungi, Basidiomycota, Agaricomycetes, Boletales, Suillaceae. The record is from RefSeq and is a predicted model, not a curated record. The coding region runs from base 158 to 406 and encodes 82 amino acids.